This is a messenger RNA of Penicillium antarcticum, 1611 nucleotides long. RefSeq lists its product as uncharacterized. Lineage: Eukaryota; Fungi; Ascomycota; Eurotiomycetes; Eurotiales; Aspergillaceae. Gene Ontology annotation, molecular function: aminopeptidase activity. The record is from RefSeq and is a predicted model, not a curated record. The coding region runs from base 1 to 1611 and encodes 536 amino acids. The transcript has a single exon.
AUGGAGAUCACCAAAGAACAUGUUCAAGACGUCUUGAACGGCGUCGCUCGUCGCUUUCGAGGCCCAGGUGGUGCGGUGGCCGUCGUCAAAGACGGCGAAGUCAUCGGCCAGCGGGUCUGGGGCUUUGCUGACCUGGACACAUUGACUACCCUCACAGACGAGCACCGCUUCCCCAUUUGUUCAAUAAGCAAGCAAUUUUUCUGCGCUCUGUUGAUUGACUUGGAGCGAAACCCCCCUCCAGUCUUGGCUGCUCACGGCGAUGUUCAGCAGCAGCUUUCAGCUCAUCUGAGAGACAUACUAAGUCCAGAGCUAAAAGACAGCGGCGUGACAAUUGAACAGCUAUGCGCCAUGCAAUCUGGCCUGCGCGACUACUGGGCUAUGACCACUCUAAUGGGUGCGAAGCCCGAUGAUGAGUUCUUGAUUGAGAGGGAUUGUCCACCGAUGCUCGCCCUGACCAAAUCGUUCCAAUUUGAGCCGGGAAUGGAGACUUCUUAUUGCAACCUCAAUUUUCACAUCGUUGCUCAAGUAAUUGAACGUGCGACGGGCGAAUCUCUUGGCAAGCUGCUUGAAGAGCGUGUUCUCCGCCCCGCUGGCAUGACCACUGCUUUCCUGUGCCCGAAUACCGCCAAACACCCUCCUCCCUGCGUAGGAUACGAAGGAGAUGAGGGACACGGAUACGUUCCAGCAGCUAAUCGCAUUGAAUGGGCUGGUGAUGCGGGGUUAGUCGCAUCGCUCACUGACAUGAUCGCCUACGAGAAAUACCUUGAUCGGUGCUCUUCCGAUCCAAGCAGCUGGUACAACGAAGUCAUUGCAUCGCCCACGUUCAAGGAUGGCACCCCCGCACGUUAUAAGUAUGGAUUGAGCCACGUCGUUAGUAAUGGCGUGCAUACAAUUGGCCACGGUGGUGCACUGCGAGGAUAUCGACUGCACCGGCGCCAUGCGCCCGUGCAAAGACUCUCUGUCGUUGUCCUGUUCAACAACGACGCAGAUGCAAGCGAGCCCACCGGUGAUAUCUUCCGAGCUCUUUUGAAGCUCCCUAAGCCCGAGGAGACACUUGUGCAGCCAGCUGCCGAAUGGUUUGGUACUUUCCUUGACGAGGAUACCCAGUUGUCCAUUGUCGUUACCAAAGCUGAGAAGCAAGGUGAGGUAUCUGUCAGCUACGCCGGCUCCCCAGAGCCACUUAGACUCGACUCUCCGGCCUCCGGUAAAGCCUGGUCCAUGACCGCAACAAUAGAUGGGGACCUGUUGAGUAUCCAUCGUGUCGGCGACAAUCGCAGAUUGGCUGCUCGACGUAUUACUCCCAAGGAGUCUGUACUCAAGGAGGACUCUAUGCGGGGUGCAUAUCGCUGCGACGAGAUCAAUUCGACGUUCCAGUGCUUUGGUGAAGCAGGCGUGUUUUAUGGUGUAUUCACCGGGUAUCUGGGCACAGGGCAUGCGACACCCAUGCGGUAUCUCGGAGACGAUGUCUGGGUUUUGACUUGUCCUCGUGGUCUUGAUGCUCCCGCUCCAGGAGAUUGGACCGUGGUCUUCCGACGAGAUGAGCAGGGUUCCAUUGCCGGUUUUACGAUUGGCUGCUGGUUGGCCAGGAAGCUCAAGUAUGAAAAGAUGUGA